AUGGCGCAACCGGCACCGCUUGGUUUGGAUGUUACGGAAUUGAAAUUUAAGCUGCAGAGCAAGGUUCCGGUUUUCAAAGGAGAUGGAAAUGCCAAAAACGGUUGCAAUUUGCUUGCCACGGCCAGUGUACAUGGGCUGGUGUUUGCCGGCACCGUAGGCUGUGAGUUGCGCGUUCUCAAGCUGAAAGACAUCACCAGUGAGCGGGCGAAGGAUGAACUUGUCCCGUUGCGCACGGUUCCACUGCCAAGCGAACCGUAUCAAUUGGCAGUUAGCUGUGAUAAUGGAUUUCUCGCGGUGGAUCUCAUCGCGAACGGAGUGCCAUUCGUGUACGUCUACUCCGUACCGUCAUUCUUGACCGGUUCGAUUGUGAAGACGCAUGAAAUCAAAACAUCCGCACAGCCCAACGUGCGCAGUACGCAGCUCUGCUGGAAUCCCGUAAUGCAUAACGUGCUUGCAGUGCGUACCGACGCAGGAGGCCUUUCCGUGUACACGCUAAAGGAGCCGGCCGGUUUAGAGUUCCAUUCGCUCGACACGAACAAUCCAGCCGAGCGGACUCAGUGUGCCUGCUGGAGUCCAAAGGGUAAGCAGUUGGUGGUAGCGUUCGUAAACGGAAAGCUCGUACAGUACAAGCCCGAUCUGAAACCGGCCCGUACAAUCGCGUGUCCGGCUGGGGUGGUGGAGGGUGGCGGUGGGUUCGACGUACUGGCAGUCCAGUGGCUCAGUACGUACCAAUUUGCGGUCGUAUUUCUACCACACGCGGAAGACUCUGUGCCGGCACUGUUCAUCGUGAACGCGCCCAAAGUUGGCAAUCCGGUUUUUAUCAAUUACGACGACAUCUGUUACAGUCAGAGUGGGCCACGCAAAGGGCAAGUGUUUCUGCAACAUGUACUGCCCUGGAAUUUGCUGCUGAUGGCAUCGGCCAACAGCAUGGAGGUCGGCAUAUUGGGUACAACGGAAAGUGGCGAAGCGCCCACCUGGUGCCAGUGGACGACGACAGACGAGGCACGCGCCGAGUUGCCGCUGACGACCGAUAAACAGGAAUCGUUCCCAAUCGGAUUGGUGCUCGAAACGGGAUGCACACACGAACUCGUAAUCGGUGAACAAACGUUCCCGGUGAUGCCGAUGAUCCACUUGCUUUCCACGUACGGUCAGCUGGUUUCGUUCAACGUGCUUAAUAUGGUCCCGAAUGUACCGAACAUUUGCUCACCUCCCAAACCGGUGCAGGACCUUUCCGGUGGAGCAUUCGUGAAGUUGGAUGUGGAAAAGUCCUCUCCGACAGUUGGUACAACGUCACACCAGCAGCACAGUGGCACAGUGGUGCCAAAUGCUCCGGUGGCACCAUCGGCGGGAAUAUUGCCUCCGUCGGAAAUAUCUUUCGCCGUGCCGAAUGGUGCAACAUCAACACCUGCCAUAGCGAAAUCGAAAUCAUUCUUCAAUCCCGGACUCGGAGAGGCUGUACAAAAGUCUCCUGUAAACCUAUUCGGUGGAGCCGGUGCAACAGCUCAGCAGCAACAGCAAAAACCUGCCACAAUAGCACCAACAUUCGGCAAACAGAUUACCUUCGGAUCGGCACCCACAGGAGGACCGCUUGGUUCGCAAACGGGAAUAGGAGCUGCCAACGAUAAGAAACCUUCUUCCUUCGCCGGGUUUUCAGCACCGGGUACAGCAGCAAGCACGUUUACCAGUGGUACAGCACUGGGGACAAGUGCCGGUGGUCUUCCAACGAUGUCUGCUCCACCCUUCCAAGCAGCCAUGGCAUCGAUGGGAUCAACGCUAGCUGCUGCCCCAUCCACAAUGGGUCCGGAUGCAAAUAAACCGCUCGUCACCGUUCCUCCUACGUACGUUCCUUCGGCUCAACAGCAAACCCAGCAAAACAAUAGUGGGACCGGAUCAACCCGACCACAAGCAGCAAGUAUGCAAAAGAAAGCAGAAUUCUCCUCCGAGGAUAGUAACGCGAUCAUACGAACACUGACGAUCGAUGAGCUGAAUCGUUUUAGCCGCGAACUGGCCGAUCUGCAGCAGCGUAACCGCUCGCUAAACGUUCAAAUCGGACUGAAGGAAGAAUCGGCUCAGAUCAUUCGGAAUUUGCGUGAAUUGGAAGACAUUAUUGCGCAAGCGAAUGAAAGCACCCAGUCGCUCGUAUCGGACGUGCAGACGUUGCGACUCGGGCUACAUGAAGCAUUUGCGAUGGUAGCUGAAGCGAACAGCAAGAGUGCGAUCUACAAUAAUCCGACCGUACAUCAGUACCAGGAAGCACACGGCAUGUCUCAGACGAGCCGGCGACAGCUGAGUGCGCUGGAAAAUAUGCUACAGGUAAACGAAAAUCAGCUCCAAACCGUGACGAAACAGUUGAAGGCACAACUGAUGUGCCUGGAAGAGGCGAAACAAGCGCGUGCCAAACAGCGUAUGCACAUCCCUAGCCUGGAAGUGCUGUAUCAAACGCUUUCCAAGCAGCAAGACAUUCUGAACCGGCAGGGUGAGAAGUUAGCGUAUCUUAAGAAUAAGCUGGGGCUGCGAGGCAGUUUAAAAGGGCUAGACGAUCGUACCAAGAGUGCGAAGGGAUUGAACAAACAGCUUACCGGCGAUAUGACGGAUACGUCCGAGAGCGCGAUCGAAUCGCUGACGGAUUCGAUCAUAUCGAUGACGCUCGGUGAUCAGGUGGCGGCAGACACUAGAAAGCUAAGCGAACCUAAGCUAUCCGCCCUGAGGAGAGCGCUCGUGGGACGGAAGGUGGUAACGGUGAAGCCGCAGCGUCCCGAUCGAAUUGGGCUUAGCUCCGAGGUAGUACGUGAACGUCGCGAUCAAGUCAGAAGACAGCAUGUGGAGCAGGAAAAGGCGAAAGUGACACAACAACAAACAGCGACAGUAAAGGCGACAACUGUUUCUUCCAGCAAGGAAAGUCAACCUCAACUACAACAGCAGCAGCAACGUGUAGCUCAACAACACUCAAAACCGCCCGUGAAACCACUGGGAACAGCGACAGCUAAUAAAGCGUUUUCAUUUGGUUCGCAAGCUCCAGCAGCACCCAGCGCCGGUAGCUUUUCUUUUGGACAGACAACAAUUACACCGAUGCCUGCGACCGAAACCGCCAUGAAACCAACGCCGAACGGGGGAAGUAUUAGUACCGGGUUGAGCUUUAGCGUUUCCGCCGGUAAAGAAAGCGAAAGAGAGAAAAAGGAUACGACCGGCAGCUUGGGUGGGAAGGAAAACAUCCCUGUCAAUACCGCACCGAACGCAACCGUCGCGAAACCUUCGUCUAGUCCAUUCAGUUUUGCGUCUGGAGCUGCCAUGAGCAUUCCUCCUUCGGGAGCUUUUUUGUCAUCCUCGGCGGAAUCCUCUUCUACUUCUAGCACUGCUACGAAACCCGUAUUCUCAUUCGGUAGCGUCGGAACAGGUGCCAACAACGGCACCAACAACAGUCAACCGUCAGGAUUAUCGUUUGGUUCGCUUGCGAAACCAAAUUUUUCGUUCGAUCUGCCCUCGGCAACGUCCUCGGGUAAUGGGGCAGCAAUUUCUUUCAAUAUCGGAGGACCUUCGGAAGGAUCGUUAAGUUUGGGAAAACCGAAACCAACGGUUGCUAAUGAAAAUGUACCACCGAUAGACGAAGUACAGAAGGACAAACCAUUGCCACCCUCGUUCGGACCAGUAGAAUCGGCCCCAACGUCAAAAGCCCCACUGCCGGCCCUUACCAGCCUCCUUCAGAAGGUUGACUCAUCGGUGGAUCUUACCGUUAAGAGUGUGCCGGCUCAGCCAAAGCCCAGCGGAGGAGGUCUGUUCGGUAGCAUUUCCGGUGGAACCAGUUUCGGGUCGGGCGGUCUUUUUGGCAGUGUUGCCAAACCAGCAUCUACAGUGACGACCUCAACAACGACAACAACAACAGCAACGAAUGAGACAGCCAAACCGACUGCAGGUUUAUUUUCGGGAAUUUCAUUCGGUUCACUCACCGUAACGCCAACAUUCUCUACCCCUGCUGCAACUGGGACAGGAGGUGAAAGCAACACACCGACGGUUGGAUCGUUUUUUGGCGGUAUCAAACCAACUACUGGUGCUAAUGGAAAUGGAGCAGCAGCAGGUGCUACUCCUACAAGCUCCGUGGGUUUAACAUUCGGAAGCAAUAGCUUUGCGUCGUCUGGUUUUGGGCCUCCUAAGCCUUCGACAUCUACAGCAGCAGACACAUCGUCCAUAGCUACCACAUUAACUUCUUCGGUGACUGCAUCAACGGCUGUCACCACAAGCGACGAACCGGUCAAAUCGGAUGCGAAGGUGGAAUCGAUUGCAACAACUGCUACUUCUACAGUUCCGACAAGCUUCGGAUUUGGGACUGUUUCCGCCAACAGCAUACCAUCAACGGCCGCACCGAGUGCUUUUUCGUUCGGUAAAUUAUCUCUGGAAAAACCCGUUGCAGCUAUUGCAUCGACAGGUACUGCUUCAACGGCAACAUCGGAUGCUGUUGCACCAACAACGGCUGCUGCUCCGACAACAGCAGUAGCAGAUACGGCGAGCAAUCUGCUCAGUUCGAUUAGUAUCUGCUCACCGAGCUCGGCCACUUCUACCAAUGCCAAGAGUACCUCCAAUACCGGUGGCAACAUCUUCACUUCAGCAACGUUUGGUUCUCCAAAACCUGCAACGGAUGCGACCAACAUCUUUGGUAGCGCUGGUGCUGUUUCAUCAUCCGGUGGAUCAAUGUUUGGCAGUGUGAAACCCGCUGCUACUACGUUUGGUGCGGCCGCAACAACACCAGCACCCGUUGGUUUGUUCUCUUCGGUUGUACAACCAAGUGUGGCUUCUACCGGUCCAGCAACUGCCACCGUUACUGCUACUGGUGCUCCAGCUGGUGGCGGUAACAUUUUUGGUGGUUUCUUUGGAACCGCUGGAGUUCCAGCAACAACCGCAACCAUUACACCAUCGCCGGGUUCAUUCUUCGGCAGCGGUGUAAGUACGGCGGGUGGUUCCAUCUUCGGAUCACCCUCUCCGGCUACGACGACGUCCAGCAUUUUUGGUAAUGCUACAACGGGUAGCCCUACAACCGGCACUGGAGGAUUGUUUGGCAGCAACACCAAUAGUACACCCGCCGGUGGUGGUGGCUCUAUUUUCGGUGGUUCAUCUGCGUUCGGGGCAACGAUCGGUGGCAGUACCGGGCCAGUUGCUGGUGGAAACAUUUUCGGCAGUCCCGUCGCAUCCGCUCCCGCAUCCGGCGGUACGGGUUUGUUUGGUUCGGUUACGCAACCCAUCUCUUCAACACAAUCCAUCUUCGGUGGAGGUGGUGCAGCUUCUCCGGGAGCGUUUGGUUCCGUGGCCACCGCUAGUCCGGGACCGUUCAGCAGUGGCGGAGGCACAGGAUCGUCGGGUGUGAAUGCGUUCGCUUCACCACCCGGUGCCGGUAGUGCUACAUCGGCUUUCAGCAAACCGCCCGCUUUUGGAGCAACUCCAACAUUUGGCGGUGCAGCAACAUUCGGUGGAGCGCCCACGUUUGGAGGAGCACCAACAUUCGGUGGUGCGGCCACGUUCGGUAGCCCGAAGGCGACAUUCGGUGGCGGAUCACCGUUUGGUGGAGCUGGAAGUUCGCCAGCCAUCGGUUCACCAACGACGUCCAACAAUCUGUUCGAGCAGCUUGGAUCUUCCUCGUCUGGUGUGUCCUUCGGUGGGCUGGCGGCACAACAGGCACAAAAACCAACCCAGUUCGGAGGGUCGUCCUUCUCUAGCUGGCGCUCGUAA
Molecule: messenger RNA, 5715 nt
Organism: Anopheles marshallii
Lineage: Eukaryota; Metazoa; Arthropoda; Insecta; Diptera; Culicidae
Gene: Nup214
Product: nuclear pore complex protein Nup214
Exons: 2
Coding region: 1-5715 (1904 amino acids)
Biological process (GO): RNA export from nucleus; protein import into nucleus
Cellular component (GO): nuclear pore
Molecular function (GO): protein binding; structural constituent of nuclear pore
Source: RefSeq, a predicted model, not a curated record